AUGGGUAUUCUGGAAAAGAUUGCGGAAAUCGAGCAUGAGAUCUCGCGAACGCAGAAGAACAAGGCGACCGAAUACCAUUUGGGUCUUCUGAAGGCCAAACUCGCCAAGUACCGUCACCAACUUCUGGAGCCGACGGGAAAAGGCGGCGCGAAAGGAGAGGGCUUCGACGUGAUGAAGUCGGGAGACGCCCGCGUCGCAAUGGUCGGCUUCCCGUCCGUCGGAAAGUCCACGUUGCUCUCCUCGAUGACGUCGACACACUCGGAGGCGGCCGGCUACGAAUUCACGACGCUCACCUGCAUUCCCGGCGUCAUCUCGUACAACGGCGCCAACAUUCAACUGCUCGAUCUGCCCGGAAUCAUCGAGGGCGCCUCGCAGGGAAAAGGACGCGGACGGCAGGUCAUUUCGGUGGCCAAGACCGCCGAUCUCAUUCUGAUGAUGCUGGACGCCGGGAAGAGCGAUCAGCAGAAGAUGCUGCUCGAGCGGGAACUCGAAGCGGUCGGCAUUCGGCUCAACAAGAAACCGCCGAACAUAUAUGUGAGGCAGAAGAAGGUGGGCGGAGUCAAGUUCACGAAUACGGUGCCGUUGACGCACUGCAACGAGAAGCUGAUCAUGACGGUGCUCCACGAGUACAAGAUCUUCAACGCCGACGUCAUUUUCCGCGAAGACUGCACGUAGGCUCACUGUCUCCCUCUGUUUAGCACGAGAAUCCCUUGCAGAGUGGACGAAUUCAUCGACAUCAUCCAGGGAAAUCGGGUGUACAUGACGUGCCUGUACGUCUACAAUAAAGUCGAUCAGAUCUCGAUCGAGGAGAUUGAUCGGUUAGCGAGACUGGAGCAUCACGUCGUCAUUUCGUGCGAGAUGAAUCUCAACAUGGAUUAUUUGUUGGAAAAGAUUUGGGAAUAUCUGGCACUCGUCCGAGUUUACACUAAAAAACCCGGAAAUGCACCGGAUUUGGGUACGGUUUCACAAAGAUUUCCCGUAGAAAUCGGACAUUUGCAGGUCCGGAAGACGGCAUCAUCCUCCGUGGCGGCGCCACAAUCGAGCACUGCUGCCACGCCCUUCAUCGUUCGAUCGCCGCGCAGCUCCGGUACGCGAUCGUCUGGGGCACUUCGACCAAGUUCUCGCCCCAACGCGUCGGCCUCCAUCACAAACUCGACCACGAGGACGUCAUUCAAAUCGUGAAAAAGUGA
Caenorhabditis sp. 36 PRJEB53466 is the source of this 1190-nucleotide messenger RNA. The record is from the annotation of a GenBank genome assembly. NCBI's taxonomy places the organism in Eukaryota, Metazoa, Nematoda, Chromadorea, Rhabditida, Rhabditidae.